This is a messenger RNA of Podarcis muralis (Common wall lizard), 2632 nucleotides long. RefSeq names its product death domain associated protein (gene DAXX). Gene Ontology annotation, molecular function: histone binding; transcription corepressor activity; transcription coactivator activity. Gene Ontology annotation, cellular component: PML body; nucleus. The record is from RefSeq and is a predicted model, not a curated record. NCBI's taxonomy places the organism in Eukaryota, Metazoa, Chordata, Lepidosauria, Squamata, Lacertidae. Gene Ontology annotation, biological process: negative regulation of DNA-templated transcription; regulation of apoptotic process; nucleosome assembly.
CGGGAAGGGGCCGGGGCGGGGCCUGCCGAAGCCAACGGCUCCCUGGGAUUCAAAUCGCGGGCGGGUGGCGGCGGUCACGUGGCCGGAAGAGGCGACGCCGUACGGCAAGGUGGCGGCGCCCCGAGGCCCCGGCGAGGCCUCCCGGUCGGGGCGGGAAGGCCAGAGGCGGGGGGCCCCGCGGAGACGCGGGCGAAGCGCCCGACGCUCGGCCGCAGCCGGGCCGCCAAGCGCCGCCGAGGGAGCGCGGGAAAGCCGGCUCCGCGCCGUACGGCAAGAUGGCGGGAAAGGCGGGGACUUCCGGUCCUGCGCAGUGGGCCGGGAGGAAGGGAGGCAUUUCUUCUUGGCCGGCCGCGGAGGAGGCCCGGGAAACGAAAGCGAAGCCGGAGGGCGGCGAGAGCGAGGGGCCGGCGGGUCGGGGAGGCCUCGGGGCCUGGGGCCUUGGUUCUUGGGCCAGGUGAGGCCCGAGGCUGCUCUGCCUGGCCCUCCCCCCGGGAUGCUGGGCCUCCGCGCUGACCCCCCGCCUGCCGGCGCCGCCAUGGCCUCCCCCAGUGGCAGCAUCAUCAUCCUGGAUGAAGAGGAGGAGCCCCCCAGCAGGGAAGCCCCCCUUGCGCCUCAGGGCCCAGCGGGGCAGAAAGCCCCCGGGAAGGACCCCGCCAGCCUCAAGGCGGAGAACGAGCGGCUCUUUGCCGAGUUUGUGGCCUUCUGCUCCUUGCACACGGCCGACCAUCCGGAGGUGAUCCCCUACCUGACGGGGCGGCACCAGAAGGCAGCGCCCGCCUUCCUCUCCUCGGUGGAGUUCCGCAACGUCCUGGGCCGCUGCCUGGCGCGGGUGCAGGCGCGCAGCACCAAGGUCUACGUCUACAUCAACGAGCUCUGCACCGUCUUCCGGGCCCACAGCCAGAAGAGGAAGCCGCCCCUGCCGGCUCCAGAGCCAGAGGCCCCCGGGCCCAGCGCCGCCCCUGCCAGCCCCGCGAAUGCUCCGGGCCCCGCUGCCAAGGCUCCGGGCGAGGGCUCCAAGCGGCAGAUCCGCUACCUGGAGGACCUGCUGCGGCUCCACGAGGUGGAGAUCCGGAAGCUGCAGGAGCGGGAGCUGGACCUGGAGGAGCUGGACAGCGAGGACUCGACGUACCUGCAGGAGAGCCGACUGAAGCGGCGCAUGGUGCGCAUCUUCCAGCGCCUCUGCCAGCUGAAGGACUGCAGCAGCCUGACGGGGCGCGUCAUCGAGCAGCGCAUCCCCUACCGUGGCACCCGCUACCCGGAGGUCAACCGGCGCAUCGAGCGCCUCAUCAACCGCCCCGAGGCCUUUCCCGACUACGCCGACAUCCUCAAGGCCGUGCAGAAGGCCAGCACCCGCCACGGCCUGGGCCUGCCCAAGCGCCAAAUGGAGAGCAUGGCGGCCGAGGCCUUCCGCGAGGUGGGCAACCGCCUCCAGGAGCGCCGCCACCUCGACCUCGUCUACAACUUCGGCAGCCACCUCACCGACCAGUACCGGCCCAAUUCGGACCCGGCCUUGUCGGACCCUGAGCUGGCCCGGCGCCUGCGCCAGAACCGGGAGAAGGCCCUGCAGCGCCUGGAGGAGGUGACCUCCCAGUUUGCGCAGCUGCAGGACAGGAGCGAGGACGAGGGGCAGCGGCGCCGGAGGGAAUCGCGGGGCGGCAGCGCUGGCAGAGACGGGCCCAGCGAUGCCCCCGGGCGCCAGCAGGGGGAGCCAGUCUCUCCCCAGGAGGGCAGCCCCGGCUGGAGCGUGGCCAGUGCAGGGGCGGAGGAGGAAGAGGAGGAGGAGGAAGAAGAGGAGGAGGAGGAAGAGUCUUCGUCAGAGUCGGACAUAGAAGCCGAGCUGCAGAAGAGCCUGGAGGAGGAAGAGGAGGAGGAGGAAGGGGCUGCCCCAGAUGAUGACGCCCGCGUCCAGGAAGUGGAGGCCGACCAGCACAUGGACUUGGAGGCCCCUGAGCUGGUCCUGUCCUCCUCGGAGGAAGAGCCAGACGAAGAGGACGAGGAAGAGCACAACCCGGAGGGGCGCCAAGGAGAGGAACGUGGGCAGCGCCUGGGGCAGGCCCCUGCAGACCCCCCUCCUGCCGUGGGCACCUCCCCCUCCCAGCAGUUCCUCCUGGAGAUUGAGGAGGCCCUGACGCUGGAGGCGGGCGAGACGCCGCCCCCCACCCCCUCCCCCCCGCACCAGACCCAGGGGGGCAGGGGGCCCUCGCCCGUCUUCCGGUCGCACCAGAAGCCGCCCCAUCCCCAGAGACCCCCGGCCAAGCGCGGCCAAGCUCAGGACAACGGGGGGCCCCUGCGUGGGGUGAACGGGCAGCCCCCCAGCAAGCGGAGCAGGCGGGAGUCCAACAGCUGCAUUGAGGUGCCCAGCACUGGCUUGGAGGAGGAAGACGAGGACGGAGAGGGGCGCCUCAGCCCGGCCCCCUUGGCCGACUCCACCUGCGCCGACUCCCCAGGCCUGGGGCUGGUCAGCAGCUCCCAGGGCAGCCCCCAGCCGCAGAAUCGGGGCCGCCUCCUUGCAGCCAUCUGGAAGGCCAGCGUGGCGACCCAGUGCGACCCGGAGGAGAUCAUCGUCCUGUCAGACUCGGAUUAGCCCCCUCACCACAAUCUGGCACAGACUUUGGGGGGCAGGGAGCAGAAG